Apaloderma vittatum (bar-tailed trogon) is the source of this 1107-nucleotide messenger RNA. RefSeq names its product solute carrier family 25 (mitochondrial carrier; phosphate carrier), member 3 (gene SLC25A3). Gene Ontology annotation, cellular component: mitochondrial inner membrane. Gene Ontology annotation, biological process: mitochondrial phosphate ion transmembrane transport. The record is from RefSeq and is a predicted model, not a curated record. The transcript is spliced from 6 exons. Lineage: Eukaryota; Metazoa; Chordata; Aves; Trogoniformes; Trogonidae. The annotation marks the transcript as partial. Gene Ontology annotation, molecular function: phosphate transmembrane transporter activity.
AAUACAGUUGUGAAUAUGGCUCGCUCAAGUUUUAUGCUCUCUGUGGCGUUGGUGGGGUCCUAAGUUGUGGCCUGACACACACUGCUGUUGUACCUCUGGAUUUAGUGAAAUGUCGUAUGCAGGUUGAUCCACAAAAAUACAAGAGCAUCUUCAACGGAUUUUCAGUGACAGUCAAGGAAGAUGGCGUACGUGGCUUGGCUAAGGGAUGGGCUCCAACCUUCUUCGGAUAUUCCAUGCAGGGGCUUUGUAAAUUUGGUUUCUAUGAAGUUUUCAAAAUUCUAUAUGGCAACAUAAUGGGAGAGGAAAAUGCAUAUUUGUGGCGUACUUCGCUGUAUUUAGCUGCAUCUGCCAGUGCGGAGUUUUUUGCUGACAUUGCUCUGGCUCCAAUGGAAGCUGCUAAAGUUCGUAUUCAGACACAGCCUGGAUAUGCUAACACUCUACGAGAGGCUAUGCCUAAAAUGUUUGCGGAAGAAGGCAUCUGGGCCUUCUACAAAGGUGUGGCUCCACUAUGGAUGAGGCAGAUUCCAUACACAAUGAUGAAAUUUGCCUGUUUUGAACGUACUGUUGAAGCUCUCUACAAGUACGUCGUUCCUAAGCCGCGAAGUGAAUGUUCAAAAGGAGAACAGCUGGUAGUCACCUUUGUUGCAGGCUAUAUUGCUGGUGUGUUCUGUGCAAUUGUUUCCCAUCCUGCUGACUCUGUGGUGUCUGUAUUGAACAAAGAAAAGGGCAGUUCUGCUAUGCAGGUUCUCCAGAGGCUUGGAUUCAAAGGUGUAUGGAAAGGUCUGUUUGCUCGUAUCAUUAUGAUCGGUACCCUGACUGCACUACAGUGGUUCAUCUAUGACUCUGUGAAGGUUUAUUUCAGACUUCCUCGUCCACCUCCACCCGAAAUGCCAGAAUCUCUGAAGAAGAAGCUUGGUCUAACUGAAUAGACAACUCAUGGACUGACUGUGCUGGCUGUCCCAGUAAUGAGUUUCAUGAAACUUUUAUAUAUUUGACUAUGUAGAAAACAAACUCUAUAUGAUGUUAUUAUUGGCUGUGCCCUCUUCACACAUGAGGGUUUAACUUCUACCACUGUCAUUGCCUGAAAUAAAUAAGAAACAGAGUGCU